UCGGAUUGAAGUGUCAAUUUGGUUUUGCAAUCAGCAAUCUUUACACUAUUGUCAACACACGAAAACCAUCAUGCCAAAGGAACGUGUAUCAAAGAAAUCAAGGAUGCACCAAGAAGUCCAGAAACAAGGUAUAAACUUUAACAAAGAUUUUGGACAGCACAUAUUGAAAAAUCCAUUGAUUGUGAACAGUAUGGUAGAAAAGUCAGCACUUCGUCCAACAGAUGUGGUAUUAGAAGUGGGCCCUGGAACAGGCAAUAUGACCAUGAAAUUGCUGGAAAAAACAAAGAAGGUUGUAGCUUGUGAGAUAGAUCCCAGAAUGGCGGCUGAGUUACAGAAAAGAGUCCAGAGCACGCCUGUACAGAAUAAACUCCAUCUGAUAGUAGGAGAUGUGUUAAAGACUGAGCUGCCUUUCUUUGAUAUCUGUGUUGCAAACUUGCCCUACCAGAUUUCAUCUCCAUUUGUGUUCAAACUUUUGUUACAUCGUCCUUUUUUCAGGUGUGCUGUGGUGAUGUUCCAAAGGGAGUUUGCCCAGAGACUCGUUGCAAAACCUGGAGACAAGCUGUACUGUCGUCUGUCUGUUAACACCCAGCUCCUGGCCAGAGUUGACCACCUUAUGAAGGUGGGCAAGAAUAACUUCAGACCACCACCUAAAGUAGAGUCUAGUGUUGUCAGGAUUGAACCUAGGAAUCCACCUCCCCCUAUCAAUUUUCAGGAAUGGGAUGGCUUAGUGAGAAUAUGCUUCUCACGGAAAAACAAAACUCUUGGAGCUGCCUUCAAGUACAAUACAGUGCUGGAACUUCUAGAGAAGAACUACAGAACUCACUGUUCUCUAAAUUCUAUUCCUGUACCUGCAGACUUCGACAUUAAAUCCAAAGUAAAUGAACUCCUAACAGAAAAAGAGUUUGAAAAGAAACGUGCACGGACUAUGGACAUUGACGAUUUCCUUGGGUUGUUAAACUGCUUCAAUUCAGCUGGAUUCCACUUUUCCUAACAAACCACUCAAUGAGUCAGGAAUCCUGAUUAACAUGCCAUAAUUACUGGAUCUGUCCUAUGAUCUGGUUAGAGCUGUCCACAUUGUGUUUGAUAGUUCUAUCAGAAACGACUGCUGGUUUUGUGACCACUUACAAAUGUUUCUGUUGAUGCAACAGCUGUGUCAGACAGUGGAAAUAGCUCAUUGAACAAGUGAUAUUGCUUCUUGACACAUUUGUUAUGAAUUUUCUAGUUUAGGUGAAAAAUAUUUUGCUUCCACCAAAUAAUAUUGAUUGUGACAGAAAAGUGUCCAUAUUCUAAAAAUCAUUAAAGGAAAAAAAAUCAGGAAACGCUAGUUAUGCAUUCUGUGAAAAUAACAUCAUCUAUCCACGAAAAACACAAUGGUUUGCAUUUUUUUCAGUAUGAUGCAUAUGCAAUUUAGUUUGCCUAUUCAUAUAAUAAGAGGUAUUGUCAGUUUAAUACAUUGUAGGACACAAUGUCUACUACACUUACCCCUAGAAAGAAGAUACUACUCUGGGAUACAGGGACUUUGCACAAAUGCAAAACAUCAUAAUUUGUGUAUCUUGACGCUUACAGUACUGUAGGUAAAUUUGGAGGGUAAGAAUUGUAUCUCUCUUAGAUUUUAUGUUAUAAUACCUUGUCCCCUUCUUUACUUUUGAAUAAUAUGCAGAUUGUCCUCAAGUCCCAGAAUAUCAGACAUGUACAUGCUGGUAGAUUUUGGGGUACAGAAAAAUCUAGUGUUAAUUGUAUAUGUACAGUACAAAAGGACAUCUCUAUUGAUGUGUGCAGGCCAAAAUCAAUCAAAGAAAAUCCUUUUAUGCAUUAUAUAUUAAAUACAGGAUAACAUUUCUGAAUUUAAAGCACACAUUCUGUUUUGUAUUUUAUAUUCAGUCUACUGUGCAACUUCAGUAAUACAUCACUUUGGAAAUGCAUACAGGAAAUUGGUGUUAAAGUGAAAUUUAAAACUGGUUAUUGUGAGGAAAUAUUGAUGGGAUGUAAAUUUAAAACUGAAUAUUGUGAGGAAAUAUUGAUAGGAUAUAUAUUAUUAGAGGCAUUCACAAAAUUGAUGUAAGUCAGAUACAUACAUGUAUGUUGUAUAUGCGUUUAGGUAACGGCUCUGUGAUAGGUAAAACAAUUUAUUGUUACUAUAUGUACAUGUAUUUGAAAUGUAUGAGUUGAUGAGAAUGAGUGUGAAUGUUUGGGGAUGACCGUGAUGAAAUUUGUUUCAUUAAUGAUUGGUAUAUAAUUGUAUAUACUAUGAAUGAAUAAAUUUUAAUUUGUUUUAAA
Messenger RNA from Ylistrum balloti, 2277 nucleotides. RefSeq names its product probable dimethyladenosine transferase. The coding region runs from base 71 to 991 and encodes 306 amino acids. Gene Ontology annotation, cellular component: mitochondrial matrix. Gene Ontology annotation, molecular function: rRNA (adenine-N6,N6-)-dimethyltransferase activity. Gene Ontology annotation, biological process: rRNA methylation. The record is from RefSeq and is a predicted model, not a curated record. Lineage: Eukaryota; Metazoa; Mollusca; Bivalvia; Pectinida; Pectinidae. The transcript has 12 exons.